Mangifera indica (mango) is the source of this 1697-nucleotide messenger RNA. RefSeq names its product probable xyloglucan galactosyltransferase GT14. Gene Ontology annotation, molecular function: glycosyltransferase activity. The transcript is spliced from 2 exons. The coding region runs from base 186 to 1523 and encodes 445 amino acids. Lineage: Eukaryota; Viridiplantae; Streptophyta; Magnoliopsida; Sapindales; Anacardiaceae. The record is from RefSeq and is a predicted model, not a curated record.
AUCUUUGACCUUGGGUUGAGUUGGCGUGGCGACUGCGUCAACCGUCACUGCCUCAACCAUCACUGCCUCCGAUCACGACUAAUUCUGAUUUUCAAAAUACAUCUUUGAAGUCGCCAACAACACUCAAUCUCUUUUGUCCUUUCUUCUAAAACAAAAGUUUCUCCUCUCUGUGUGUGCCGCUUUGGAUGUACGUCAACGAAAGAUGGACAAACCAUUCACCGGAAAUUAUUGCAUUCCACUCUGAGAGCAGAAUCAGUGAAAUUACUGAACAACUUGAUAUCGAACGAAAUCUCAAUCCAAAAUCCAACGUAGAUUUGUGUCUAGGUCGAUAUAUUUACAUUCAUGAUCUCCCGGCUCGAUUCAACGAAGAAAUUCUCAAGAACUGUCAUUUGAUUUCAAGAAAAACUGAUAAGUUUGAUAUGUGUCAAGCCAUAGAAAACUCGGGCUUCGGUCAUCAAAUUGAAAAUUCUUCAGAGGUUUUAUCAAACACAAGCUGGUUUUCUACUAACCAAUUCAUGUUGGAAGUGAUAUUCCAUAAUAGGAUGAAGAAGUAUGAAUGCUUAACCAACGAUUCAUCAAUGGCAUCAGCAAUUUAUGUACCAUUCUAUGCCGGUCUAGAUCUGAGGCGCUAUCUUUGGGGAUUUAAAGCAUCAGUGAGAGAUUCAUCCGGUCUUCGUCUCGUCAAGUGGCUGGCAGAAAAACCUGAAUGGAAAAAAAUGUGGGGUGGAGACCAUUUCUUGGUUUCCGGAAGGAUUUCUCGGGAUUUCAGGAGACAAUCAAAUAGCAACUAUGAUUGGGGUAGCAAGUUCAGAUUUUUGCCAGAAUCUGAGAAUAUUUCAAUGUUGACAAUUGAAUCAAGCUCGGGGAACAACGACUUUGCAAUACCGUACCCAACAUAUUUUCAUCCUUCAAAGGCCAGUGAGGUAUUUCAAUGGCAGGAAAGAAUGAAAAGACAGAAGCGACAGUAUUUGUUCUCUUUUGCAGGCGCCCCGCGAUCCAGACAAAAAGGCUCAAUCCGGGCUAAUAUUAUCGACCAAUGCAAAACUUCAAGUCAAUCAUGUAAAUUGGUAGAUUGUACUAAUGGGACCACCAAUUGCGACAACGCCAUUGAUGUUAUGAAGGUGUUUGAAAGCUCAGUUUUCUGCAUGCAGCCUCCUGGAGAUUCAUUUACAAGAAGAUCGAUAUUCGAUUCCAUGUUGGCUGGGUGUAUUCCAGUUUUUUUCCAUCCGGAUUCAGCUUACACGCAAUACACAUGGCAUUUGCCUAAGAAUUAUUCAAAGUAUUCUAUAUUUAUGCCAGGGGAACUACUGAGGGAUAGGAAGUUCAGGAUUGAAGACAGGCUACUUCAAGUUUCAAAGGAAGAAGUAGUAGCGAUGAGAGAGGAAGUUGUAAAGCUAAUUCCAAGGAUAAUAUAUGCAAAUUAUAGGUCUAAAUUAGAGAGAAUUGAAGAUGCAUUUGAUUUAGCGGUGAAAGGAAUUCUUGAGAGAAUAGAGACAAUUCGUAAGGGUGAAAAAAUUGAAUGACUUGAAGUUCAAACUCUCAGACAAAAAAAAUGUUGCAGAAAUAAAACAACAGCAAGGAAAGUCAUAAUUCAUUGAAUUGAAUCUGUAUGCAUCCAAAAGAUAUGCUAAUUUAUUUUUUAUUAUAAUUUAGUAUAUUUUUAAAAAAAUAUUAAUGAGGUCUGUCUUCCUUUCUUA